Messenger RNA from Epithele typhae, 1524 nucleotides. RefSeq lists its product as uncharacterized. The transcript has 5 exons. Gene Ontology annotation, molecular function: protein binding. Bases 1 to 1524 code for a protein of 507 amino acids. NCBI's taxonomy places the organism in Eukaryota, Fungi, Basidiomycota, Agaricomycetes, Polyporales, Epitheliaceae. The record is from RefSeq and is a predicted model, not a curated record.
AUGCCGCCUUCAUCCCUCCGAAUUGAGCUUCCUGCGUAUUGCCACUCUUUCCAAGUGCGGGUCACCCCCACCUCCACCAUCCGCGAUGUGAAGCAGGAGAUAGCGAAGGCUUGUCCGGGGUCACCAAGUCCGGAUGGUCAGCGACUAGUCUGGCAAGGCCGCUUCUUGAAGGAUGAUGAGACCGUUGAGCUCCUAUGGAAGACCUCUGAAGAGGUUCAGGUCAUCCAUCUUGCCGUGCAUCCUUCUGCUUGGAGGACGUUGCCCCACGCCUCACCACCUCUGAUCGCAUUGUUCACUCUUCCUCGCCUCUCCCCAUCUCGACCCUCUGCUCAAUCCCAACAAUCCUUUACCUAUCUGCACUAUCUCCACAGCAUGUCUCUGUCUGUUCUCUCCUGCGGGGCUGUUCCGCUGCCCACCGUUCCAAAUGUAAACGAAUUGGAAGUGUGGCGUUCGAACGCCCAGGACUUCCAUCGUAGCCGAGGGUGGCAAUGGCCAGCCAUCUACAACCAGCCGUUUCCCUCUGGAUCGCCAGAACCUGGAGCCGAGAACAGGGGACUGCCCUACCUUCAACUCGUAUCACCAGAUAUCCCACCGACUCCUCCCCAAACGCACGCGUUGGAGGUCCUCUCGCACACCUUCGCCACACUGUCGAUGGUGAAUGAUCCCUCUUUGUAUGCUCCUGUCAAUCCUUCCCCCUACCCGCCGCAUCCAUUUGUUGCGGCCACGGACGUCAACCAACAUCUCCAGCAACUGGGCCUGCCCGCGCUCCGAGCAGCUCAGAACCAAGGUCUCAAUCCCAACCCUGUUGAUGCAAACCCAAUGGGUCCACCUGGCGUUCCAGCCCCCGAGAUCCGUGCCAUUCCGGCCCGCGCGCUGUUGAUCCCCCUCAUGUUUAUCGCGUUCCGCGCGCGGCCGCUCUUGGGUCUAGCCCUGAGCCUCUAUAUCCUCUACGAGACGUGGAACGCCCUCCACGUCGUCCUCCGCGACGGCAACCUCGACCGUGACCGCAAUGCCAAUGCCAACGCCAACGCCGCAGGCGGCGCCCCCGCCGCCCCCGGUGCCCCCGCCGCGCAGCCCGCCGCCGACGGUUUCACCACGCAGGCCGUCCUCGACCGCCUCUCCACCAUGAACCUCCCAGCCGAAGACGCCAUCCUCGACGCCGACGCGCCCGCACCCGCACCCGCGCCGAGCCUCGUGCACCAGGCGAAGACGUUCGUCACCCUCUUCCUCCUCACGCUCCACCCCGCGGCGUGGGACCGCCGGCGCACGGCGCUCCGCCGGCGGGAGGGCCGCGUGCGCACCGAGGUGAACGCGCGCGAGGCGGCCGCGUUCGACGCGCAGCAGCAGGAGAGCGCGCGGGAGCACCGCGCGGCGCAGGGCGAGGAGGAGCCGGCGGUGAGCGCGGACGAGGCGGCGAAGCGGCGGGCGCGGGAGCAGAUGGUGCAGCGGCACGAGCGGCGGCCGGCGUGGCUGCGCGAGUACGUGCAGCGUGUGCAGUUCACGGAGUGGGUGGACGACCCGUAG